AUGUGCCGAGACGCGGAGCUCAGCAUCUGCAAGCUCUCAGACAUCCAAGUUUGCCUGUUCAGGAACUGUGAAUUCCACAGUACGCAGUCAGUAUUGAUUUUAUGUUUCCCUUUGCAAAAAAAGGGGGAAAAUCACCCGUCUCCUAAUUUUAACCAGUAUGUGAGGGACCAGGGCGCCGUGACGGACCAGCUGAGCCGUCGGCAGGUCCGGGUGUACCAGCUCUACAGUCGAACCAGCGGGAAACACGUUCAGAUCCAAGGCAGAAAGAUCAACGCUAAUGCUGAAGAUGGGAAUACGUUCGCGAGACUGUAUGUGGAAACCGAUACAUUUGGCAGCCGGGUUCGGAUCAAAGGAGCCGAAAGUGGACACUACCUUUGCAUGAACCGCAGAGGAAAACUUGUGGGAAAGCCAUCUGGAAAAAGCAGAGAGUGCCUCUUUACAGAGAUUGUCUUGGAAAACAACUACACGGCGUUUCAAAACGCGAAAUAUGAAGGCUGGUACGUUGCUUUCACGAGAAAGGGGCGGCCGAAGAAAGCAUCCCAAACCAGAGAGCACCAGAGGGAGGUCCACUUUAUAAAACGGCUCCACAAAGGCCCAUUGCCUUUCCCCAACGAGAGACACAAACACUUUGACUUCAUCAGCUUUGCUCAGCAGAAACGGGCCAAGCGCAACAGAAAAUCACAGACUUUACCUUAACGGUAUUCAAAGUGUAAAUAGGACU
Messenger RNA from Polyodon spathula (Mississippi paddlefish), 721 nucleotides. RefSeq names its product fibroblast growth factor 17-like. Lineage: Eukaryota; Metazoa; Chordata; Actinopteri; Acipenseriformes; Polyodontidae. The record is from RefSeq and is a predicted model, not a curated record. Bases 1 to 696 code for a protein of 231 amino acids. Gene Ontology annotation, cellular component: cytoplasm. Gene Ontology annotation, molecular function: type 1 fibroblast growth factor receptor binding; type 2 fibroblast growth factor receptor binding; growth factor activity. Gene Ontology annotation, biological process: fibroblast growth factor receptor signaling pathway; animal organ morphogenesis; cell differentiation. The transcript has 4 exons.